Molecule: messenger RNA, 2908 nt
Organism: Juglans regia (Persian walnut)
Lineage: Eukaryota; Viridiplantae; Streptophyta; Magnoliopsida; Fagales; Juglandaceae
Product: receptor-like protein 43
Exons: 3
Coding region: 699-2054 (451 amino acids)
Molecular function (GO): protein binding
Source: RefSeq, a predicted model, not a curated record
UUUCAGGACAAAUCCCCUCUGAAAUUCAAUACCUAUCCAAGUUGUCUUAUCUUCAGCUGUCUUCUUCUUAUGAUGAUUAUAAUGAUUUAUAUACCGAAAGUCUGACAAGUUUAGUGCAAAAUUUAACCAACCUUGAAGAUCUUGCGUUUUAUGGUAUCAACAUAUCCUCUACUGUACCUGAAAGCCUGGCAAAUUUAUCUUCUUUAAAAGCUCUAGCUUUGGCUGACUGCGGACUGUAUGGGCGAUUCCCAACCAGAAUAUUUCAGUUACCACACCUAUGGGGCCUAUCUGUUUCAACCAAUGAAGAUCUCACAGGUCAUUUGCCCGAAUUUCACACAAACCCUCCUCUCAAGUAUUUAGAUCUUAGCAACACAAAUUUCUUUGGUCAUCUACCUGCUUCAAUUGGAAACCUUAAUUCCUUAACUACCUUCGAUAUUUCCAAUUGUAAUUUUUCAGGAACCAUCCCAAAUUUGUUCAGUAACCUUACCCAACUCACUUACCUAGACCUUUCACAAAACUCAUUCAACGAUUUGUCGUGGCUCACCAGAGCUAGUUCAAACGACAUUCUUCCACAGUUUGAAUAUUUAAGAUUGGCUCAUCUCAACUUAACCAAGUUCCCAGAUAUAUUACGAAACCAAAGUAAAUUGUGGUUCCUAAAUCUAGAAGGCAACAAUCUCCAAGGCUUGAUACCCAAAUGGAUGCAUAAUGUAAGUAAAGAAUCUCUUCGAGAUUUCAUCCUUUCUGACAACUUUCUCACUGGCAUUGAAAAUUCUCCAGCAAUUAUCCCAUGGCCAAAUCUAAAAUAUUUUUACCUUGAUAAUAACAUGAUGCAUGGAUCGCUCCCAAUUCCACCACAAUCCCUAAGGUUUUAUUUCGUCAGCAAUAAUUCAUUCACCGGAAGGAUUUCACCAUUUAUUUGCAAUAUGAGUUCACUUGCAGUGCUUGAUUUGUCCCAUAACAAUUUGAGUGGCUUGAUUCAUCCAUGUAUGGGCAACUUGAGUCAAUCUUUGAAAGCGCUAGUACUACGAAGCAACAACUUCGGCAACACCAUCCCAAAAAGAUGGGCAAAAGGAUGCAGCUUAAAGAUGAUUGACUUAAGUCAAAACCAGUUACAUGGUCAUUUGCCAAGAUCUUUGGCCAACUGUACUGAGCUUGAGUAUCUUCGUGUUAGCCGCAAUCAAAUCAAUGAUACCGAUCCCUUUUGGUUGGGAACUCUUCAACACUUGAAGAUUCUUGAUCUCCAUUCUAAUGGCUUCCACGGUGCAAUAAGGAGUCCGGAAACAAAUUACACAUUCCCCAAUUUGUGUAUCAUUGACCUCUCUCACAACCAUUUGUCUGGGAAUCUGCCUGCGAGAUAUUUCGCACAAUGGGAUGCCAUGAAGUCCGUUGGUGCAAACAAUUUACAAUACAUGGGUGACUGGGUCUACUAUUCAAUUAUAAUAACGAUAAAAGGUGUGGAGUUGGAGUAUAAGAAGAUCCAAGAUGGCCUCACAGUCAUAGAUUUCUCAUGCAAUAGAUUUGAAGGAGAUAUUCCUAAAAUACUUGGGAAUCUAGAAGGACUUCGUGUGCUGAACCUUUCCAAUAAUGCUUUCACUGGUCAUAUCCCAUCAUCCUUUGCGAACUUGACACAGCUAGAAUCAUUAGACCUUUCUCAAAACAAGUUGUUCGGAGAGAUACCUCUUGAAUUAGUCCAGCUUAAUUUCCUUUCAAAAUUUAAUGUGUCACAUAAUUGCCUCACUGGACCUAUACCACAGGGGCAACAGUUUGGAACAUUUCCAAAUACUUCAUUUGAUGAUAAUCGAGGACUGUGUGGAUGGCCAUUGUCUAAACUCUGUGGAGAUUCAGAAAUUUCAACACCUCCACCUUCAACCUUUGAAGAGAAUCAAGGUCCAAAAUUGUUCUUUGAAUUUGGUUGGAAAGUAGUUGUGAUGGGAUAUGGAUGUGGAUUCUUAUUUGGAGUUGUUAUCGGGCACAUUGUGACAACCAGAAAGCAAGAUUGGCUCAUCAAGAUUUUUGGCAAGAAGCAACACCAAACGCGAAUAGAGGUUGUUUAGAUGUUUGUGAGGAUGAUGUUAUUGUGCGUAGUCCAAGAGCUGUGGAUCAAGAAAAUGGAAGAAAUGAGGGUGAGAGUUCCGGACAGAGUUGUAUUUUACCACAGCAUGUAAUUUCUGAGCAUAAAAAAGUUAUGAGCAGUUCAGUACUAGCAGAGAUCGCUCUAUCUCUUUCGAUUUUGUUGGUGACGGGGACAGGGCAGAGGGACUCGAAGUGUACAAGUUUCUGGCGGCUAGUUUGCAUAUUUGCUUUAUCCAAAUCUACAAGUUUCUACUAGAUCUUCGUGCAUGGCUAUAAUAUCGACUUUGUUACGUACAUUAUAUAUAGAGUUUUGGUGCUUCUCUACACUCAAAUGAAGUUUAUAAGGUUUUUCCUCUCUAGGAGAAAUGAGAGAAUCAAGGCACUCAACUAAAUUUUGUAGAUCAGAAUUUUAACAAUGACAUUCUUUAAAAGGUUUUAUUUCUUUUCAAUGGCCCAAGAUCUGCUAACCUUAUUAAGUAGAAAUGAUGUUUUAUAUAUUAGAAUAAAUGUGUGAACGUAGUUGGCAAUGUUCAGAGUUAUUCUUUGGUGAAAGUUUUCAAAAUCAUGAUGGUGAAUGCAAUCAUUUCAGUUAGCAAGUAGCAAGAUGUGUAUGAUGCUAAACUGAAUUUCCAACUCGAUCUUACCCUCAUGAUCGAUCCUAAACUUCUAGUCAUGCUGUGUUCAGGAUUGAAACAGAGCAAGACAAAGGAGAUUUAGUUUGGCUCAUAUAUAUGCACUGUUAUUCAUCAUUUUUAUUUUAAGCAAAAUUUGGCGAUAAAACAUGGAUCUCCAUCAAAAUUUAAUCCAAGAAUAUGAGGUAUUGUGUAUGAAUUGG